UUAAAAAAAUUAUAUUUAAAACCUUAUCGAUUGAAUAUUAAAUAUUCAACAGAUUGUAGUGGGACAAAACAUAAGAUUUUAAUACAACCUAACCUAAAAAAUGAUCCACGAAACCCUUUUUAACAUUUGGAAUUGUCCAGGGGAAUUUUUGGAUAAAACCGACUGGACGUAUUUAUUGGAGUUGCAAGAAUUUUCUCAUCCAGGUGAAGAGAAACUAUUAUUAUGGAUCAUAGAAAUAGCGAUGGAUUAUCACAAAAUUUGUGCUUUUACAAAGCAAGUUUUAAAUCCAAUUCCUGCCAUACCCUGCCCUCAACUACAAGAUUCCUUCGAUAAAGAUAAAUCAGUUAAAAUCUUACCACCAGGUUUGUAUACUCAAGCAUUUUGCAUGGGUACCCAAAAAGUGUUGGAGGGGUACAGAAAAGAAAUUAUCAGACUUGAAGAAAUGUUUUUGGAGAACCCUGCUUUGCCCCUUACAUAUAUUUUAAGUACUAUUGAGGGUUACAGAGGAUUAUUUUCACUGUUGAAGACAAUGAUACAAACUAUACAAACGGAGAAUUUACAUGGGUGUUUGUUAAUGGGCAGGUUACAUAAAUAUAUUAACUGUGGAAAUCAGGAACAAUCUAUGGCAGCAGAUAAGAUUAUACAAUCAAUAAACACAAUAUUCUAUAGACAUUUGUGUAAUUGGAUUAUUUAUGGUGAUUUAGUUGAUAUUUAUGGUGAAUUUUUUAUUUGCGAUGGUAAAACAGCAGAUGAAAAUUUCCAGGGCCCCACUCAGUUAGAUGAGUCGACUAUAGAUGUAAAAAAACAUUCCCAGUUUUUUAAACGUACUAGGAUUCAGCCCCCACCUUUGGUUCGUAAGUUUUUCAUAAACUGGAAAAUGGUUCCAAUAUUUAUAGAUGAAGAAACUGCUGAAAGUAUUUUAUUCAUGGGAAGAAUUGUCUGGAUUGUGAGAAAUGAUCCGAAAAAUUCUGGCGAUGAAAAUUACGAAAUUAAAUAUAAACGUGAUAUAUGGGAGGGAAAAGAUAUGGAAUAUUAUAAAAAAUUACAAGCUUUGGAAUCACAAAGUUUCAAUAAAGCAUUAUUUCAAAAAACUAUAGAGGAAUGCAGAUUAAAACUAACUAAGUAUUUAUGGACUGUGAUGUUGGAUGAGGGUCAUUUAAUGGAACAUCUACAGUUAAUAAGGGAUUAUUAUGCACUUGGAAGGGGAGAAUUGUUUCAGCAGUUUGUAACAGUUGCUGAAAAACAAAUGAAUAACAGAUCUACCAACUCUAUAGUGCAAAAUUUAAAUUCAGUGUUUUUGGAGACUGCUAGAAAAAUAUAUGGGGAGAAUGAUAAGACUUAUUUAAAAUUUGAGUUGGCAACUUCUAGAUCAAAUAUUUCAAAAACAAACCUUUGGGCAAGAUUGAAAAUUAAUUUUGAAGUGAAUUGGCCACUUCACAUUGUUUUUCAUCCAAAAGUGAUGGAGUUGUAUAAUAAGUUGUUUUGUUAUUUGUUAAGAAUGAAAAAAACACAAAUUGAUUUGCACAAAUUGUGGCAACUGCAUGCCCUCAAAAAAGGAUCUUCUGUUGAUAGAAGAGUUUGGACUUUGAGACAAAAAUUGAUGUUUCUUGUGAAUAAUUUGCAGUAUUAUUUACAAGUUGAUGUUAUUGAAGCACAAUUUUCUGUUUUAUUAAAAGCAGUUAAAAACGCAAGCGAGUUUGAGGAUAUUAUUAAACUACAUCACGAUUUUGUUAGUAAUUUGUUGGCGAAAACGUUUUUGUUGACUCCUGAUGAUAGCCAAACUUAUGAUAGUAAACAUAAGUUGUAUCAGAUUCCGGCUAUACAAUACAAUGAACCCAGCAAAGUUUAUAAUGUAAUUAUUCACUUAUUGGAACUUUGUGAUGAAUUUUGUUUGGUCGCGACGACAUGGGAAUUAAUUUUAACUGAACCUGAAGUUAUAGAUUUAAAUAAAUUUCAAAAAGAAUGUGAUAUUGUUGUAGAAUCUCUUUUACUAAUUUUACAAAGCUUACAUGAAAAAGCCAGUGGUCAACACUUAUUACAACUUAUAUUACAGCUUGAUUACAACAAAUAUUUCAGCAAAAAUCGUAUGGAUUUAAAUUUAACAAUGUCUUAAUCAUUUUAUUACCAUUUUUAUAAAUUUAUUUUAUUUAUUAAGUGUUAAAUAAAAUAUUGUUAUAC
Brassicogethes aeneus is the source of this 2178-nucleotide messenger RNA. The record is from the annotation of a GenBank genome assembly. Lineage: Eukaryota; Metazoa; Arthropoda; Insecta; Coleoptera; Nitidulidae.